AUGUCUUAUUCAUUUGUCUUCAAUGAUACUCCACAAGUUUUAAACAUUUUCUCCGAGUGGUUGUGCUGGUGUAUUCUUUGGGCUGGUAUCAAAGUAUCUUCCUUCAUUUCCCAAAAGAAAACACUUGAUGUCCGAAGAGAUAAGGCCGAGGAAGAAUCAACAAGCCUUGCGUUCUUUGUCGUCACAUCCAGCGUUUGUGCGUCAAUCGUAGAGGUCAAUUGGAUACUGCCAUUCCUUACUCCCGCUCUGUACAUUGUCACUCAAAAUAAUUCUGUCGAUAAAUACGUCCUACCUAGCAGUUUCAAAUCCGAGAGAUCAGAAUACCCGGCCAACUACGGCUACCAUUUAAUUUUCUAUAUUCUUAUCGCUAUUUCAACUAGUGUUCUCUUUCUACCCUCGUCAGCAAAUCCUGUCACUAUCGGCCUAGGACUUAUUUUUCUCAUCUGUCAAACAGCUACUUACUCUCGUCUUUCACGUCACGUUGAUGAAGUUCAAUCCGUACAUCAACUCUUUUCAAAGCUUGAAGGAACAUGCUGCUGGGUCGUUUGCUUCCUCACUGUUAUCCUCCUCGUUUCACAGCAACAAGCUCCCGAUAUCCUUCGUCUAUCAGUCUCCAGUAUCUUUAAAGCUUCGUUAUGGAUUGCUAUGAUGCUUCUUUGCAAUGAAGGUCAUGCCUGCGUUUUGACUCUCAUGUCUACAUUCGGGUUAUCCACGAUGUACAUAAACGUCAUUCCAUCUCCAAUUCUCGCCGCCCUCUCGUGUCUUUGUGCACUUCUAAUUCUAGCACAUAUCACGUCCACCUUACCUCACAAAUGUUCUACACGUCGUAUCAUAAUUUUCUUCGCCAUUUUCCCCAUUGCUGCGCUCCUCUUUCGCUUCGGAAUUUCCGAGACGAUUGAGGCAUUCUCUGAAAUGGUGAAUGGGUUGUUUACUGAGACUCUUUCAAGUUGUACGAUGAAUGGAAAUAGUACUGUGCGGGAUGUUACCGACAUAGUUCAAACAGUUAUAGAUGAGCCGUCUCGACUGGUAGCAGAAUUUGGGCCUAGAGAGGAACCUAAAUCGUGGCUAGAUGCGAUUGCAAGAUUUUCGAAUCCAUAUGAGGAUUCAACUCCUGUGACUAUUGAGUUACGAUAG
Molecule: messenger RNA, 1134 nt
Organism: Sclerotinia borealis F-4128
Lineage: Eukaryota; Fungi; Ascomycota; Leotiomycetes; Helotiales; Sclerotiniaceae
Source: the annotation of a GenBank genome assembly